Lentinula edodes (shiitake mushroom) is the source of this 2257-nucleotide messenger RNA. RefSeq names its product glycerol-3-phosphate-acyltransferase. Gene Ontology annotation, biological process: phospholipid biosynthetic process. Bases 155 to 2173 code for a protein of 672 amino acids. Lineage: Eukaryota; Fungi; Basidiomycota; Agaricomycetes; Agaricales; Omphalotaceae. The transcript is spliced from 10 exons. Gene Ontology annotation, molecular function: glycerol-3-phosphate O-acyltransferase activity; glycerone-phosphate O-acyltransferase activity. Gene Ontology annotation, cellular component: endoplasmic reticulum membrane. The record is from RefSeq and is a predicted model, not a curated record.
UUCCCUCAGCUUCUUGCAAUUAGCAACAAGCUCUAGUAGAACUGAAGGUCAUGAAAACUGCUGCUUGCGCACGGCGCUAAGUGUAAACGACCCUAGACAAACUUGUUCUACUUACCAUCACCUUGUGAUCACGGUUUGCUCGGUGAAUUCUGGGAUGUCGUCGUUGGCCAAUGACUUCAACUUUUUUCUUCUUCAUCGUUUAAUUCGUUAUGUUACCGGCUUAGCCGCCGUUUCUUUCUUCUCUGAAAUUCGAGUAGUCGGGGGAGAGAAUGUGCCACAGACCGGUCCUAUUAUAAUCACGGCUACCCACCACAACAUGAUGUUAGACCCAGUAAUAUUGUCGUCAACGUUUCCGAAUCAGAGAAUAUUGCAUUACUGGAGUAAAGCUUCCUUGUUCGCCAAUCCUGUCAUUCGUCAAAUCCUCUUAUCCACCGGUAACAUCCCAGUUGACCGCAAGUCCAACGACCGUCGAGUGCUCUUUCGAGGCACCUUCGAAGCCCUUUCUAAGGGCUAUGCUGUCGCUUUAUUCCCUGAGGGUACCAGUUAUACUGAACCGAGGAUUAUGCAAAUCAAAGACGGGGCUGCAUGGGCUGCGCUCGAGUACACGAAAUACGCAAAGGAGCAUCCCGGAACUCAAGAAGUGAAAGUCGUUCCGGUAGCCAUUGUGUAUACUAACAAGUCCAAGUACCGGAGUAGUGUCAUCAUAGAAUUUGGUCAACCAAUUUCCAUUGACCCAUACAAGGAACAGUUCUUCUCGGAUACCGAAGGUGCCUCGCGAGCGGCAGCUAAACGACUCAGUCAUGACAUAGAGACAGAGCUGACAAAACAUACUGUUAACGCUCCUGAUUGGGAUACUUUGUACGCAGCGCGCAUGGCUCGCGAUAUUUUGUGGCAGAAAGACAGUUCCAUCAAUCUGGACGAUUUUGUCGCGAUUUCUCAAACGCUCGUCGAUCUGUUUUCCACCGUUGAUGUGACUCCAAAAUUCAACUCUACACGACUUCGGUUGCUGGAAUACUAUUCGCUUUUGCAAACCACAAAUUUGACCAACUCUAUCCUUUCUACGUUACCUCUACCUCGAGAUCUCGAUCCCCAUAAACCUGUUGCCCUCCCUAGUCGUCUUCUCACCCUCCUGCUCUUCGUCCGUGACACGUGUAGUUCUCUUGUCCACCUGCCGUUCUUCCUCUUUCCCCUCGUUGUUCAUAUGCCUGUUUACAUCAUGGGUCGUUUUGGCGCACAUCUGGUUGAAGACGAGGAAGAAACGCAAGCCCAGAACAAAGUUGCCUUUGGGUUAUUUUCUCUGUUCCUUAUCUACCCAGCUGCAUUUUUCUUCCUAUGGGCUCUAUUCUGGUACACACCUGUUGGUGCUAUCAUUGCUGCUUCGACGGUUUAUAUGUUUGCCAUCUACCAUAAUCGGACUAUCACUGGUAAUUAUGAAGCCGCAAGGCGGUUUAUUACGGCUUGGCGUAUACUCAUUGGCGUCUGGGCGCCGAAGAAAUGGGAUCUGUCCGUCACUGCCCUUUCUCUGUAUACAACUCCGAAAACCCCAAAGGAGAAUCCAUGGGUUGAAAAACCUAAAACUAACCCAAUAUCAACACCCUCGAUUUCAACCGAUGACAACUCCAACGUCAAUGUUAGUUCUUCUGAGGCCUGUACACCUUCGGGAACCUCAUUGAAUUCCAUGCAUCACAUUUCAUCUGUUCUUCCUCCCGACCCAACUCUGAUUCUUCCGAGAGAGCAAGAACCUCCACCCACGGUGAAAGCGUAUUCACACCCGCACUCUCGCCGUCGUCCACCUACGCGCCGAAUUAUGCGACAUGUCCUCCGUGCGCGUAUCGAGGCUGUUAAAGCGCUUGCUGUUUUCUUCGAUCAACUCGAACAUACUGGUGAACGCAAAAGAUUAAAGGUUCGCGCAAGCAGCCAUCUUGCCGAGACUUAUGGAGGUCUAGACGGACGUUUCCAUGUAUUUGACCCGUCGUUGCCGGUGGUGGGGUCGAAGGUCCAAACUGACGUUCAAGGAUGGCGGUAUGCGACCGAGGUGGUUACUUUCCUUCGGAAAAGAGGUGCAAAAAUUCCGUCGGUUAACGGGGGAGGUGUGAAAGAGGACAUGGAAGAUUGGGCAUUGACAAGUGAUGCAGAAGGAGAAUCAGUUACAUCUUUGGAUGACAGCCCAUGAGAGGCUAGAGAUACCCAUGGAAUAGUUUUGAUUCCGUGGCUCUGAACUGUCUGUGAUCUGCGUAAAUCUACUCCAUACUGUAGU